This is a messenger RNA of Cajanus cajan (pigeon pea), 1602 nucleotides long. RefSeq names its product eukaryotic initiation factor 4A-10. The record is from RefSeq and is a predicted model, not a curated record. Gene Ontology annotation, molecular function: ATP binding; nucleic acid binding; RNA helicase activity. NCBI's taxonomy places the organism in Eukaryota, Viridiplantae, Streptophyta, Magnoliopsida, Fabales, Fabaceae.
UACGAUAACAUUAACAUAACCUAAACACACUCAUACAUCAUACUAUUCUCUUUCGCCUCCCUCAACUCCACGCCGCAGAUCCUAGCAGUUUCGGAAACCCUAAUUCCUCUUUUGCUUCUCUAUUUUGCUCUCUCUCUCUCUCUCUCUUUCACUAUUACUAACAUCAUCAGUUAUGGCGGGUUUAGCUCCAGAAGGAUCACAGUUUGAUGCUCGGCAAUAUGAUUCUAAGAUGAAUGAAUUGCUUUCUGCUGAUGGACAAGAAUUUUUUACUUCAUAUGAUGAAGUCUAUGAUAGUUUUGAUGCAAUGGGUUUACAAGAAAAUCUUCUGAGAGGCAUAUACGCUUAUGGUUUUGAGAGGCCUUCUGCAAUACAGCAGAGGGGAAUUGUUCCUUUCUGCAAAGGUCUGGACGUGAUUCAGCAGGCUCAGUCAGGAACUGGGAAGACAGCAACUUUCUGUUCUGGAAUUUUGCAGCAGCUUGAUUAUGAUUUGGUUCAGUGUCAGGCUUUGGUUUUGGCACCAACAAGGGAGCUUGCACAGCAGAUUGAGAAGGUCAUGCGAGCUCUAGGUGAUUACCUUGGUGUCAAGGUUCAUGCUUGUGUUGGUGGGACCAGUGUUCGUGAGGAUCAGCGCAUUCUCCAAGCUGGUGUACAUACUGUUGUUGGCACUCCUGGGCGUGUGUUUGAUAUGCUACGUAGACAGUCUCUUCGCCCAGAUCACAUAAGGAUGUUUGUUUUGGAUGAGGCUGAUGAAAUGCUUUCACGUGGCUUCAAGGAUCAGAUCUAUGACAUCUUCCAGCUACUGCCAGGUAAAAUUCAGGUUGGAGUGUUCUCUGCUACAAUGCCACCUGAAGCCUUGGAGAUUACAAGGAAGUUUAUGAAUAAGCCAGUGAGAAUCUUGGUGAAGCGUGAUGAGUUGACCCUUGAGGGUAUCAAGCAGUUUUACGUGAAUGUUGAUAAGGAAGAUUGGAAACUAGAGACACUGUGUGACCUUUAUGAGACUCUGGCUAUCACCCAGAGUGUCAUCUUUGUGAACACAAGGCGCAAGGUGGACUGGCUCACUGACAAGAUGCGAAGCAAUGACCACACUGUCUCAGCCACUCAUGGAGACAUGGAUCAAAACACUCGUGACAUCAUCAUGCGUGAAUUUCGCUCUGGCUCUUCUCGAGUUCUGAUUACCACUGAUCUCUUGGCACGUGGUAUAGAUGUGCAGCAAGUGUCUUUGGUUAUAAACUAUGAUCUUCCUACCCAACCUGAGAAUUAUCUUCACCGCAUAGGCCGAAGUGGGCGUUUUGGUAGAAAGGGUGUUGCCAUAAACUUUGUGACAUUGGACGACUCAAGAAUGCUGUCUGAUAUUCAGAAGUUCUACAAUGUGACAGUAGAGGAGUUGCCAUCAAAUGUUGCUGAUCUGCUCUGAUGGGUUAAUUUUUACUCUAUUACGUCAUCAGGGCCAUUACUUUUUUGACAAUUAUUAUUUUCUGCUCUCCUUUUUUGCUUUUACAAUUUUUACUCAUUAGAGUUCAAAGACUUUAUUUAUAAUGGUUGAUUCUAUAAUAUUUGUUUAUUUGCUUAAAUAGUAGGUUGCUCAAGCCUUUUCUUUUUUAA